Aspergillus wentii DTO 134E9 is the source of this 1353-nucleotide messenger RNA. Its product is annotated as putative inositol 5-phosphatase. The coding region runs from base 1 to 1353 and encodes 450 amino acids. Gene Ontology annotation, biological process: phosphatidylinositol dephosphorylation. Gene Ontology annotation, molecular function: phosphatidylinositol-4,5-bisphosphate 5-phosphatase activity. The record is from RefSeq and is a predicted model, not a curated record. The transcript has a single exon. Lineage: Eukaryota; Fungi; Ascomycota; Eurotiomycetes; Eurotiales; Aspergillaceae.
AUGGACUCGCUCAAUCUCUAUCUUCUUACUUUCAAUUGCGCCCGCACGCCAGCCGACGUGGACUUGUUUUCAAAGCAUUUCUUCCACGCACUUCCUCACACCGCUGGUUCGCAAGACCUGUCCGUACCGCCCGAGCUGAUUGUUCUAUGUCUCCAGGAGAUCGCGCCUAUUUCCUACUCCUUUAUUGGGGGGUCGUUCCUCGCGCCUUAUUUCGAUGUGCUUCGUCAGGUUGUCAGUCAGGCGGUGUCUAAACGCUGGGGCGAUGUGCACUAUGCUGAUGUGGUCGCGGAUAAUUCUGGCAUGACCGGCCUUAUGGUCUUUGCCCGGUCGGACGUUACCGAUAGAAUCUCACGGGUUGAUAAGGCGCGUGUUGGAGUUGGUAUUCAACAGAUGGGUAACAAGGGAGCAGUCGGUGCACGAUUGGGUUAUCAGACCGACGAAGACGGAGAGACCUUGGACUUGACCUUUGUCGCAGCGCAUCUUGCCCCCUUCGAAUACGCAUUCGAGAAGAGAAAUGGCGAUUGGCGAGAGAUUGUACAGAGAUUGGUGUUCUCUCGACAGGCUCGCCAAAGUGUCGACGCUGGAGACGAAUCAGAGAGUGCUGCCCUUCUCCAGGAUUUGCCGUCGGGCUCUAGUAGCGAAAACCAGGGCAUGUUCACCCCCAACAGCUACCUCUUCUUUGCCGGUGAUCUCAACUACCGUACCUCAAACACCCUGCCACUCCCUGGGGACCAUGCGCGAUUCCCGACAUUCGAUGCCGACCCGAGUAGUGCUGUGCACCAUUCACAGCUAUUCAAAGAUGACCAGCUCAAUCGAGAGAAACGCAAGUCCAGAUGCUUCCAUGGCAUGUCUGAAGCACCCAUCAAUUUCCCACCGACAUACAAGUACUCAGCCAAGGCCCGCCGGGCGGCCUGGGACGCAGCACGGAACAACACAGAGUUUCAAGAUUGGAAAUGGACAGCCACUCGCUGGCCAAGCUGGUGUGAUCGUGUGUUAUAUCUCGACACACCGACAUGGAUGCAAGACCAGGCGCGGGUCCAAACCCACGGCUAUGAUGCAUUGCCGCUAUUUCCGACCUCUGACCAUCGUGCAGUAGCACUGUCUGCCUCUGUCCCGCUGAGGCCGAUCCGGGUCCCGGACGACGUGGAUCCUGCGACAGAUGUGCGACUAAGAGCCCCGUUCCCCAUCGAUCCAGAAUGGGAACGUAAACGAGACGUCGCUCGAGGCAAGGAGAUCAUUGUGGGCUACUUGGCAUAUCUGGGCUUGACGUGGGAAGGAAACGGUCUCGUGCUGGCGUCGAUUAUCGGUGUAGUCGGCGCAUGGCUUGUGCUUCGAUCGCUCCUGGCAAUUUGA